UCAUACACAUGCGCAGUAGACGUAUCCCAAGCUGCUAUUCAUGUUCCCACCUGUAGAGUGGGAGUCAAAACAAAAAAUCUCCAGGAAAGUCGUCCUGACUUUUUAACAGCAAGCUAACUAGCUAAAACACGCAGAUGCCGAGAACGUUAGCAAAAUUGUUUCUUUUUCUAUUAAAAUUUAGAUAGCCACAAAGUCCGUUGGUUCGGUGAAUUUCAUAAUGGAGAAUCAAAAGUUCCGGUCUUUUUACAACUUGUUUUGGUCCAUUUUCGUGGCAUAGCUGAGAAGCUAACGGUGUUUAGUUAAUUUCAGUUAGCUUAGCAUUAGUCUCCCCCAACAAAAAGCCCAGCCUCUUCUGAGCUUUGGACGGCAGAAGUUUCUAACUUUACUCCCUGGUUUCUUUGGCAGUAAAACUCUUAAAAUGUCCAUCCUUGGCUUGAAGAAGAAACAGCCAAAGACUUUCAAAGUCAAAGUCAUCACCAUGGAUGCUGAAAUGGAGUUCAGCUGUGAGGUGAAGUGGAAAGGUAAAGAUUUGUUUGACCUGGUGUGUCGCACAGUUGGUUUGAGGGAGACCUGGUUCUUUGGACUCAGGUACACAGUAAAAGACACUUACGCCUGGCUGAAACCAGAGAAACGGGUCUUGGACCAGGAGGUUCCCAAGGACUCUCCCAUAACAUUUCACUUCCUGGCUAAAUUCUUCCCAGAAAAAGUAGAAGAGGAACUGGUCCAAGAAAUUACUCAGCACCUCUUCUUCUUACAAGUGAAAAAACAGAUAUUAGAUGAAGAGAUAUUCUGUUCCCCUGAAGCAUCUGUUCUGCUGGCAUCAUAUGCUGUCCAGGCCAAGUAUGGGGACUAUGACCCAAACUUUCACAAGCCAGGCUUCCUGGCACAAGAUGAGCUUUUGCCAAAAAGAGUUCUCAUGCAAUAUCAAAUGACAGCAGACAUGUGGGAGGAGAAGAUCACAGCUUGGUACGCAGAGCACAGAGGCAUCGCUAGGGAUGAGGCUGAGAUGGAAUACCUAAAGAUUGCUCAGGACCUUGAGAUGUAUGGUGUCAGCUACUUUGCCAUUACUCAAAAUAAGAGGGACACAGACCUAUUACUCGGAGUGGAUGCUCAGGGUCUUCACAUUUACAGCCCCAACAGCAAACUCAACCCCAACAAGUCCUUUCCUUGGAGCGACAUCCGCAAUAUCUCUUACAGUGAAAAGGAGUUCACAAUCAAACCCCUGGACAAGAAGAAAGAUGUUUUCAAGUUCUACUCAUCUCAGCUGCGUGUCAACAAGCUGAUCCUGCAGUUGUGCAUCGGUAACCAUGAUCUAUUCAUGAGGAGAAGAAAGGUGGACUCUAUUGAAGUGCAGCAGAUGAAGGCUCAAGCUAAAGAGGAAAAGGCUCGCAAAAAGAUGGAGCGUCAAAUCUUGGCACGGGAAAAGCAGAUGAGGGAGGAAGCAGAACGAGCAAAAGAAGAGAUGGAACGAAGACUUUUCCAGCUGCAGGACGAAGCAAGACUGGCCAACGAGGCACUGCUGCGAUCUGAGGAGACAGCAGACCUCCUGGCAGAGAAGGCCCAGAUUGCUGAGGAGGAGGCCAAGCUGCUGGCCCACAAGGCUGCAGAAGCUGAGCAGGAGAGACAGAGGUUAGAGGUCACCGCCAUGAAGAGCAAGGAGGAGAAAAGGCUGAUGGAGCAGAAGAUGAGGGAGGCAGAGCAGCUGGCUGUCAAACUGGUUGAGCAGUCCGAGAGGAGGUUGAAGGAGGCAGAUCACCUGAAACAGGACCUGACAGAGGCAAAGGACGCUGAGCGUAGAGCCAAACAGAAGCUGUUGGAGAUCACCAAAACAACAUACCCUCUCAUAGCAGCUUACUCUACUCCACCUGCUCCUCCUGAAGCACCCGAAUUUGCCUAUGAAUCGGCAAAUACACGCCUCGACUUCAAGGACUCUGACAUGAAAAGGCUGUCUAUGGAGAUUGAGAGAGAGAGGCUGGAGUAUAUGGAGAAGAGUAAACAUCUGCAGGAUCAGCUGAAGGAGCUGAAGUCAGAGAUCGAGUCUCUGAAGCUGGAGGAGCAGCAGCAACAGGCUGGCCUCUACAGCCUCCACAGUGAGGCGAGGGGAUACGUUCAGGAGCCUGUCUACAUACCUCACAGCAACCGAAACUCUGCGUACAUGUCUCAGAUGGCCUUCUUCGAAGAAGUGUGAUCAUAGUCCUGCAAGACGAGGAAAAGAGGGCACCAGCUGUUGUGAUGCAGUAUUUUUCUCAACAUGUUUGGUUCAUUUUUUACCUGGCUGAAACUAACAAACAGACAAAUACUUACAUCAUGGCCAUGUGCUUUGGGAAGACUUUAAAAUCUAUCCUCAACAAGAAACAGCCACUAGUUUGGCUGCCUGCACAGGCUGACACGCUAGGUUGUACCGCCUGAUACACUACAGCACCUUCCAUAUUUCUUUCAUAUGUAAUAAACACAUUAAUGUGUGCCAUAUAUCUAACACUGAUUCAGGAUAUGGUGCUGGAGAUGGAUGUAUGAAUGAGUUUUUAUUUGAUGAUGGUUUCUUUUGUGGUUUUAAGGGAUACUUAGCUGUAAGAUCGUCAGAUAUAGAAUCAAGCCCUAGUGACAAGUUACACAUUAAUGCCUGAAAACAUUUUGGGACAGGGUUUAAGUUAAUGGAUUUUGUUUUGCUUGUUUGUUAGUUUGUUUUUGUUUUGUUUUCUCGUUUUGUUUUGUUUUUUGUUUUUGUUUUUUUCCAGAAACCGGCUUUAGACAAAGUUCCUGCAUCAGAUGUAAUUAAGUAAAUUAUCUUUUAUGAAUGAGGAAAUUUCAAAAGGUAUGAUAUCCUGAAGAUUUUGUAAAUAUAUGAGCUUUCGGUCAUUUUCUUUCAAACCAGCAAAGUGUUUCCAAGCCCAAAUGUCCAAAUUUCUAAAUAUACCUUAACCAAGCCGUCAUUGAAUGUAGCUAUGAACACUAAUCCUUAAUCAGUGAUAUGUCAUGUGAAAAUUAACAAUGUGGUGGUGUUCAUAAAAGUAAUUUAUAAAAGCAGUAAUUGCAAAGCAGUAAAGUCCAGAUUUUACAAGCAGAUGUGUGCAGGGACAGUGUCUAGAGGUGACACUCCAUAAAAAUGUCAAGGUCAGUGUUUGAGCUUUGUUUUGGUCUUUGAAUUGUAUUUUCUUGCUUUGUUUGUUACAAAGUUCAUGAACUGCCUUAACUAAUAACAGCAAACAGGUGCCUUUUAUAGUUUCUAGUGCCUCAUCAUGGUAGUUAAGAUAAAUGUAGUAUACAAUUACAAGCUUGAGCUCUGCCAUUUCAAGUUUUUAUAUUUUGUACUCUAGACUGUUGAUGUGCCUUGAACUAUUUUUUACGAUUAUGAUUUGAGUUACUAAGGUUUUAUUUGAUCUCAUUGUGCUCAUGUGUCUUAGCGUUAGGGUUUCUUUAAGUUUGGGGUUGAUUUCAUGCCCUAACUGUUUUACAGAAUAGCAGAUUGAUGGCGUUCUUGUUCUUCUUUUUCUCUUUUCUCAGGGUUAGUGUUGGAGACAAUCACUGCAGGUAGAAUCUCAUUGUAUUUUUCCCCCUGAGAUAUACAGUAUGGUAUCCAUUAAUGUUGACCUUUUCUGAAGAGGCUAUUUUCAUUUAACAUGGAUAAACCUAACAGUAAUUCACAUGAUAAAUAUUUUUGCCAGCAGAGGGUGCACUGCAUUUCACAAAUAUAGAGAUGGGCCAUGUGAAUGAACUUUUACUGUACUACACUCCUCAUUACUUUCUCAAAAAGGAAAGGCUGGAUGACAAAUAUAAAGCCAGAAAUUCUGCAUGUUUGUUUAUUUGGGCCGACCUAUUAGACUGACUUUCUUAUGGACUGAACAGCAAUAAUUGUUUGGGUCAUUAUUGCCCUCAUGACUUGGUUAUCAAUGAGUAAGGCUUACUUUGCUAUUGAGUAAAUGGCAUUGUAUCACAUGUCCAAGUGAAAACGUUCUUUUUUUCACCAACGCAUUGCUUAAGUGCUUUAGUUUGCAUCUUUGAUCUUAUUUAUUUGUGCUAUAAAUCCUUAAAUAAUA
This is a messenger RNA of Xiphias gladius (swordfish), 4034 nucleotides long. RefSeq names its product neurofibromin 2b (merlin) (gene nf2b). The record is from RefSeq and is a predicted model, not a curated record. Gene Ontology annotation, molecular function: cell adhesion molecule binding; actin binding. Gene Ontology annotation, cellular component: adherens junction; cytoskeleton; plasma membrane. Gene Ontology annotation, biological process: regulation of cell shape; regulation of organelle assembly; positive regulation of early endosome to late endosome transport. The transcript is spliced from 17 exons. Lineage: Eukaryota; Metazoa; Chordata; Actinopteri; Istiophoriformes; Xiphiidae. The coding region runs from base 419 to 2188 and encodes 589 amino acids.